CCAGAAGCCCAACACUGCACACAAGAACCAUUAUGAGCUCUAGGAACUCCGUUUAUUGUCCAUGUAACGGGUCGGGAGUGCCGGUGAUGAACUCCAGAGGUUCAUAUGAAGGGCGGAUCAAGGAGGAGGAAUCAUUUACAUCACUGGAGAUCUGAACCCCCUGAGGGGCAAACAAAAGAGCCAAUCAGAUUCCCCGCAUCCCGGUCACAUGCUCCGUCUCUUCUGCAGGCUCUCCUCACGACUGCAGCCGCUGAUUCCCCGAGGCUGAUGGAGACAGACGGACGGAGCCGCUGACAGCAGAUCAUCCGCGAUGGAGCGUCAGCAGGGAGCGACCGCAGCGAACGCCUCUCUGUCUCCUCCGACUCUCAGCCCCGCCAUCCCUCCCUACGUGAAGCUGGGCCUGACGCUCGCCUACACCGUCUUCUACUCCGUCCUGUUCGCCUUCAUCUACGCUCAGCUGUGGCUGGUGCUGCGCUACCGGCACAAGCGCUUCAGCUACCAGACGGCGUUCCUGUUCCUGUGUCUGCUGUGGGCGGCUCUGCGCGCGCUGCUCUUCUCCUUCUACUUCAGGGACUGCGUGACGGCCAACGCGCUCGGACCCUUCUGCUUCUGGCUGCUCUACUGCUUCCCCGUCUGCCUGCAGUUCUUCACGCUCAGCCUGAUGAACCUGUACUGCGCUCAGGUUUUCUUCAAGGCGAAGUCGAAGUUCUCUCCUCACCUGCUGAAAUAUAAGUUUCCUCUGUAUCUGCUGUUCGUCGGCGUGAGUCUGCUGUUCCUGCUGGUCAACCUGACGUGUGCGCUGCUGGUGAAGAUGACCGACGCGCAGGUCAAGACCAUCGUCCUGGUGCGCGUCACCAUCAACGACUCGCUCUUCGUCCUCUGCGCCGUCUCGCUAGCCGUCUGCCUCUACAAGGUGGCCAAGAUGUCCCUCGCCAGCAUCUACCUGGAGUCCAAGGGCACGUCGGUGUGUCAGGUGACCCUGAUCGGCCUCACGGUGAUCUUCCUGUACGCGUCGCGGGCCUGUUAUAAUCUGGUGGUUCUGGCUCUCACCGACAUCCAGACCAUAAACUCCUUCGACUACGACUGGUACAACGUGUCGGAUCAGGUGGGUGGCGCUCGUCUGUCCCGAUCACGUGUUCACGCAGACGUCGAGCCGCUCUUGUCUGUGCUUCCGCAGGCGGACCUGCGCUCCAGUCUGGGCGACGCCGGGUACGUGGUGUUCGGAGUGAUUCUGUUCGUCUGGGAGCUGCUGCCCACGUCUCUGGUGGUGUUCUUCUUCCGGGUGCGCAGACCGGCGCAGGAGCGGAGCGGCUCUGCCAUUCCCAGCCACGUCUUCUCCAACAGGCCGUACUUCUUCGACAAUCCCAGACGCUACGACAGCGACGAUGAUUUAGCCUGGCCGUCCCACCCGGUGACCAGCUCAACCAGUUUAUCGACGGACUGGAGCAGCAGCAGCUUCCUGGUCCAUCUGGGAGGAGACGAUCAGCGGUCGCCCUUGGCAACAGCAGCACUAAACCGUUAACGUUUCCACUGAUGCUGCAGCUCUGUAAAUCUGAAACGCACCGCACUUUAACCCGCCAACACACACACACACACACACACGCACGAGCCGCCGGAAGCUCAAUACGUAAUAGAGACGAUGCAUUGUAAGUGUGAGUCACCAUGGCAACCAACUCCAGAGCAAUGUGCAUCGUCAUGGCAACCACGGUCAGAGUAACGAAGGCUCUAAACGAGGCUGUGUUCAGAAUGCAGUACGGCACACCGCGCACUCGUUCUCAGUAUGUGGAGAGCAAAGUUAACACAGGCUCGGUUUACUCCUGCUAUUAACCUCACCGAUCGAAGCAGAUAAGGGAGACGCAUUCCCGUUUACACCUGGAGUUUUAGUCCGUCUCUUUUGUCCUCUUUCAACCACUUCUUCGAGGGGAGGGUCUAUUUGCGGGUAAAUGUAUGGGUUUUUUCAGAUCUUUCGAUCUAAUGGAUGAAAUAAGAUCACCCAGUUUACAUAUGACAGAAAACAUAUGGAGAACCUCAGCUUUCAUUUCUGCUCUGACAGCCUCCAGACCGGCCGAAUGCAGAAAUCAGGAACAGUGAGAGAACAUGGUGCUGGGUACAUUUAUCAUCUUCAAACCAAACUUGGGUCUUCAGUCGACAAACAUUAAAUCCCGUCUGGCUAGAGCGCUUCCUAUAAUGUUUACACAUUAGGUCAGUAGGCGGAGAGUAGACGGUCUUUAGCGGCUGUUCGAAACACAUUCGAUCACAUGACAUUUAACACUUUGAAAGCAAUCCGGGCGAAUGUGUUUUGAACUACCUCUGGAAGUGUUCGAAACUGGACAAACUCAAAACGUUUCGACUAAACACUUUUUAAAGGAUUAGUUCACUUCAGAAUUACAAUUUCCUGAUAAUUUACUCUCCUCCAUGUCAUCCAAGAUGUUCAUGUCUUUCUUUCUUCAGUGGAAAAGAAAUGAAGGUUUUUGAGGAAAACAU
Messenger RNA from Megalobrama amblycephala (Wuchang bream), 2484 nucleotides. It is a transcript of the gene gpr137bb, whose product is annotated as G protein-coupled receptor 137Bb. The coding region runs from base 311 to 1522 and encodes 403 amino acids. The transcript is spliced from 7 exons. The record is from RefSeq and is a predicted model, not a curated record. Gene Ontology annotation, biological process: negative regulation of bone resorption; positive regulation of TORC1 signaling; regulation of autophagy. Gene Ontology annotation, cellular component: lysosomal membrane. NCBI's taxonomy places the organism in Eukaryota, Metazoa, Chordata, Actinopteri, Cypriniformes, Xenocyprididae.